UCUGUAGUUGAGCUCCUUCAGAUUCAUCUCUCUGACUUUAAAGAGCUUAAACCACUGCGUCACCGGCAAACAAGAUGUAAUCCGGUAACAGUCUGCGCGAUUGGAUAAGGAAGCCCAUUCUCCAAUUCGAUUCGAUGAGCGAACCGUUCAUCAAACCGUCCUGACUUCCUUGUUUGGUUGCCAAAAACAGUUGCAGAUAAAUCCUUGCGUGCCACAAUCACUGCAAAGGCUGUCAUUGCCUAUUUUGUUGGGUACACACGAUUACUUCGAAGCAUCGAAGAAGCCGAGAACUGGGCCGUAGGCCUACACUAUGGCUGUGCGGAAGGCAGCUAAGGUAGCUGCCCUUGGUGGGGGAACGGCCGUCGCAUUGUAUGCCUUCUCAGAACUGAGGGAGCAAAAACAAAAACAGCCUCAAUGGACCCGAGUGCAGGCUGCGGAACAGGUGAAAAUGACCUUCCAGGAUGUGCUUCCCUCCAGAGCGGACCAGCUCUCGGCCCUGCGCCACACGGACGAGUUCGACGUGCUCGUGGUCGGGGGCGGGGCCACGGGCUCAGGUUGUGCCUUAGACGCAGUCACGCGCAAUCUCAAGACUGCCCUGGUAGAGAGAGACGAUUUCUCAUCGGGGACCAGCAGCAGAAGCACCAAGCUCAUUCACGGCGGAGUCCGAUAUCUACAGAAAGCCAUCAUGAAAUUAGAUUAUGAACAGUAUAUGAUGGUGAAGGAGGCUCUCCAUGAACGCUCCAACCUGCUGGAGGUCGCUCCUCAUCUUUCUGCCCCAUUACCCAUAAUGCUCCCUGUCUACAAGUGGUGGCAGUUCCCGUACUACUGGCUGGGGAUCAAGAUGUACGACUUGGUGGCAGGGGCACAGUGCCUGAAGACCAGCUACGUCCUGAGCAAGGCCAGAGCUCUGGAGCUCUUCCCCAUGCUGAAGAAGGACAAGCUGGUGGGGGCCAUCGUCUACUACGACGGACAACACAACGAUGCUCGAAUGAACCUCGCCAUCGCGCUCACCGCUGCCAGGUAUGGGGCUGCCAUAGCCAAUUACACUGAAGUGGUGCACCUCCUGAAGAGGGCAGAGCCGGACACGGCCGCAGGAAACGAAUGGGGCGCCCCGUGAUUGAUGCUGUUUUCUUUCAUAGGGCAGGAAUUUGAUGUCCGAGCCAAAUGUGUUAUCAAUGCCACGGGACCUUUCACGGACUCGCUGCGCAAAAUGGAUGAUCAGAAGAUCCCCAACAUCUGUCAGCCCAGUGCUGGGGUGCACAUCGUCAUCCCGGGCUAUUACAGCCCGGACAACAUGGGCCUUCUGGACCCUGCCACUAGUGAUGGCCGAGUCAUCUUCUUCCUGCCCUGGGAAAAGAUGACCAUUGCUGGGACCACGGACACACCCAGCGACAUCACCCCCCACCCCAUCCCCUCUGAGGACGACAUCAACUUCAUCCUCAAAGAGGUGCGCAACUACCUCAGCUCCGACGUAGAAGUGAGGAGAGGAGAUGUUUUGGCUGCCUGGAGCGGAAUCCGCCCCCUGGUCACCGACCCCAGCUCUAAGGACACCCAAUCAAUCUGCCGCAACCACGUGGUCAGCAUCAGCCAGACUGGACUGGUCACCAUAGCAGGUGGGAAAUGGACGACGUAUCGCUCCAUGGCAGAGGAGACCAUGGACGCUGUAGUGAAGAGCCAUGGCCUGAAAGCUGGACCCUGUCGGACGGUUUCACUGAUGCUGGAGGGCGCCAAGGACUGGACCCCAACCAUGUACAUCCGCCUGGUGCAGGACUACGGCCUGGAGGUGGAGGUUGCCCAGCACCUGGCCUCGGCGUACGGUGGACGGGCGUUCGAGGUGGCCAAGAUGGCGCACGUCACUGGCAGGCGGUGGCCCAUCGUGGGCAAGCGUCUGGUGUCUGAGUUCCCCUACAUCGAGAGCGAGGUUCAAUACGCGAUCAAAGAGUACGCCUGCACGGCUAUUGACGUGAUCGCGCGCCGCACGCGCCUGGGCUUCCUCAACGUGCAGGCGGCGGACGAAGCCUUGCCCCGCAUCGUGGACAUCAUGGGGAAGGAGCUCGACUGGAGCAAGCAAAGGAAAAUGGAUGAGCUGGCCGCAGCCAAGCGCUUCCUGCGCUUUGAGAUGGGCUACAAGACGCGCUCGGAGCAGCUGACUAACACAGAGAUCACACUCACCCCCGCCGAGGUGGACAGGUACAAGAAGCGCUUCCACAAAUUUGACAAAGAGAAUAAGGGCUUCAUCACCACGGUGGAUGUUCAGCGAGUACUGCAGAGUAUUAGUGUACAGAUAGAUGAAAACACUCUUCAUGACAUUCUCAAUGAAGUGGACCUCAACAGGAAUGGACAAGUGGAGCUCAGUGAAUUUUUGCAGCUCAUGAGCGCGGUGAGGAAGGGCCAGGUCUCAGACAACCGUCUGGCCAUGCUGAUGAAGACGGCCGAAGAGAGCCUCAACCAGAGGGAACCCGUGUCUGUGGACCGCAGUGGGGGAGGGGUGUGAGCUACCACACACACACACGUCACCCAUAGAUCACCAACCCCUGCCUCAGACCUUGUCACAGGGCCCGUUGCACGGAUGAGGAAAGAGAAGCUGCUGUUACGGACAAAAUGUUUUUAAAACAUCUCUUCAUCAGAUAAUUGUGACACAGGAUUGUCUAUUCAUUUGUGGGAAUAUUGGUUUAUUUAUUUAUUUAUUU
Molecule: messenger RNA, 2690 nt
Organism: Alosa alosa (allis shad)
Lineage: Eukaryota; Metazoa; Chordata; Actinopteri; Clupeiformes; Clupeidae
Product: glycerol-3-phosphate dehydrogenase, mitochondrial-like
Exons: 18
Biological process (GO): glycerol-3-phosphate metabolic process
Cellular component (GO): mitochondrion; glycerol-3-phosphate dehydrogenase (FAD) complex
Molecular function (GO): calcium ion binding; glycerol-3-phosphate dehydrogenase (quinone) activity
Source: RefSeq, a predicted model, not a curated record